GCGACUCAUCGUGAAUCUGGUAUGUCGCGGCAGACAAGUCCGGUUCUGCACCUUUCAACUGUAGAUCACGAAUCGGGUUUCGGCAACAAAUCAUCAAACAAUGCAUGUCGCACUCACAAUUUUGAUUUUUGGUGGGAGCUCCGCCAUGAGGUUGGCCUCGAGAACGAAGAACUGAGUUGAAGGAGAACAAAAGAAAGUGGAAAAUCGGUAGCAAAUGGCAAUUAUCCUGAACCGCCGCAUAUGGGAUAUGGACCGACAUAAGCGCCCUGCAUUGUUCUCUUCCUCCCUCCGCCAUCCAAAAGUUAGGACAAAGCCGCCAAAUCCGGUAUUCUUCGACCCUCACAUUCACGAAUUACAAUGGAGCAUUCGUUGGAUGCUUUGGCCUUAAAUACGAGGGCCAUGAUUUAGCAUUUGACCUUGUUUCAGCUCCGGACGCCACUCGAUACCCAUUUACUUCUCUUGGAAUUGUUAUAAGGCAGGCCUUUGGUACCCUGGUGGACCAUCCCGUACCUACACUUCUCUAAUUGUCUUGCUUAUCUCUGCAUACCCUCUUCCCAUAUAAAUACCCUCAGCUUGUGUCAUGGAGUAUCCUACCUCUCCCCGUCGCCCUUCUCUCCCGUCCCUUCAGACACUCUGUCUUCCAAUCCCUUCACGAGUGCCUGCUAAGUCAGACUCCUUACCUCCUCUUAACGCUAGAGACAACUUUAAGCUGUCUACUUUCGAAGAUCUUACGCGUCGUCAGCCAAUGCGUCAACUCUCCGCGUCGUCUUCGAUGACUACGAUAUCCUCACGUUCUCCGUCAUUUUCACGAUCACCUUCCCCUUCCGACGACGACAAUGACAUGUCCCCGAUCACACCACCCAAACACCCACAUCUUCCAUGCACAAAAUUCACCCUCGUACAAUCAUCCUUUGACGAGGCAGAUGCCUUCGUUCUAGUCCCACCCCCUUCCGAUGGCAAGUCUUCACGAGGCUACCUGCUUGUUGGUCCAACAGCAGAGAAGUUGCGUCGGAAUAGGGAAACGGCUCGCUCUAAUGGUGCACGCAUUCAUCCUUAUCGCAUGGUUCCCGGACAUACAGCAAGCCGACGAGCGUCGCUUGCGUCCACGCUAUCUCAAGACGCCUAACACUCAUACACGAGUGCAAUGAAUCCUUGUAUAACACAUGGACACAACACAUUCCUCAUACCCCAUUGUUUCAAUAGCACGGUUAACUCUGUAUCAGUAGUCUUUGGGUUUAGGAUUUGGGGGCCCUUAGAUAUUUGUUUGUAUCCUAGUUGUAUACCUACAGUCAUUGUAAUGAAUGCUUUUGAAUUUCCUGACGUUUACCAUUGUUCGA
This is a messenger RNA of Somion occarium, 1337 nucleotides long. Lineage: Eukaryota; Fungi; Basidiomycota; Agaricomycetes; Polyporales; Cerrenaceae. The record is from the annotation of a GenBank genome assembly.